AUGGACGAACCACUAUACUGUGAUAUGUCAUCAGGUACAGUCCGCCCAUAUGUGCCUGCCCAGCUGAGACACCAAUUAUUCAACUCGCUGCACUCAAUGGAUCAUCCUGGAUGCAGAGGUUCACGGAAACUCGUCACGCAGCAUUACGUCUGGCCCAGCAUGAAUAAAGACUGCUCUGAAUGGACCAAACACUGCCUGAAAUGCCAGAAAAACAAAAUCACGCGACACGCGGUUACACCAAUAGCUGAAAUCGAGACACCAUUGCGACGUUUCGAACACAUUCACGUCGAUCUUAUCUCUCUUCCUACCUCAAACGGACACAGCUGGUGUUUGACCAUCGUCGAUCGAUUCACGCGGUAUCCAGAAGCAGUUCCAUUGAUUGAUGCAAAGUCGCCUACAGUAGUCAAUGCGAUUCUCUACCACUGGAUCGCACGCUUCGGAAUACUUCUGAGAAUUUCGUCUGAUCAAGGUGGUCAAUUCUUCUCAGACACAUUCAAGGAGCUCACGCGAAUCCUAGGCACCAAGAGGAUCAUGACAACGCCUUUUCACCCUCAAUCAAAUGGUUUGGUUGAGAGGCUACAUCGCCAACUAAAUGCAGCACUGCCAUAUCACAGCGGAGCUUGGUUCGACGCACUUCCCCUGAUACUUUUAGGGUUGAGAUCCGCGUGGAAGAACGAACUUCAAACGACUCCUGCCGAGCUAACGUAUGGGGAACCUGCACCCCAUGGUACACGUUCAACGUUCAUCUGCACGGACUUAUCAACGUGCACGCAUGUUUUCGUUCGCGACGACCACGUGCGAAUGACAUACCGACCACCAUACAUCGGUCCAUUUUGCGUCAUCAGUCGCCACGACAAAUAUUUCGUCAUCUGGUUCAAGUCCGGCGGUUUGGGAAACUGCAAAAACACACCGAUCUCCAUCGACCGACUGAAACCAGCGUACAUACUGCCGGAGAACAUAGAUCAGCUUCCAGGACAGCCUCCGCACCAAGACGUACCCGACGAGCCUCAACAACAGGACCAGCCGCAGCCGAGCACGAGCACAGCACCCGUUGCUGGAAGACGGAGGAGAGGGAACGAAAAUCGAGCACUAAGACUGAAAGAACCAGGUCUCGGGUUAUCAAGUGGAAGUUCAGGUUAUGCUGAACCAGAUGGCACAGCCAUGGCCAUGUCCUCAGAGCUGUUACCUGUACCCACCCCAGAUCCCAGAGUAACAUGGAACUACUUCGACGAACAAGGAUACGUUUCUAGAGGUGGCUUAAGAGCUGGUGAGGACCCCUACGCCAGGAACAAAUUCAAUCAGGAGGCGUCGGAUGGUCUACCAAGCAACCGAGAUAUUCCAGACACCCGAAGUGCAAUAAUUUUCCAUGAAGCGUUGAGUUUCACUUCUCCGGAUGAUGUUGGCGGAGCCCAAGUAUAG
This is a messenger RNA of Diachasma alloeum, 1419 nucleotides long. RefSeq lists its product as uncharacterized. The record is from RefSeq and is a predicted model, not a curated record. The coding region runs from base 1 to 1419 and encodes 472 amino acids. Gene Ontology annotation, molecular function: nucleic acid binding. Gene Ontology annotation, biological process: DNA integration. The transcript is spliced from 5 exons. NCBI's taxonomy places the organism in Eukaryota, Metazoa, Arthropoda, Insecta, Hymenoptera, Braconidae.